CGGCGAGUUGAUUCAAUUUUAUCAUUCACCAAAUAUAGAAUAGGUAUGUCCUUAUUAAUCAAAUCUAUUUUAUCCGGAUAGCAACGACAAACAAAAACCAUGUCAACAACACUUGACACUACUGUACUGUCAUGACUCAAUUCACUAGAAUUACCAAAUUGUCCUCCCUCCACCUCUAACUAUUAAACACUCUUUUAGUGUCCAUUCGUCUCUACCACCAACCACCAUGGAGGGUGGAAACAGAGCCGAAGCUGAACGCUGGCUUUACACUGCUAACAAACUACUUAGCGCACGUGACUUGCAUGGUGCACGCUCCUUCGCUAUCCGUGCUCGUGAAUCCGACCCUACCUUCGACGCCUCUGAGCUUCUCCUUGCUGUCACCGACACUCUCCUCGCCGGAGAAGCAAGGAUUACCGACCACCACCGUGACUGGUACGGAAUACUCCAAAGCAUUCGCUACACUACCAACAUCGAACAUAUCGCUAAUCAGUACCGCCGUCUAGCUUUUCUCCUUGACCCAAAUUGGAACCCCUUCGCCUACUCCGGCCACGCCUUUUCACUUAUUCAUGAUGCUUGGUCCGUUCUAUCCAACUCUGCCAAGAAGGCCAUGUACGAUAGCGACCUACGGUUGCUCACUUCCCCGCCGGCGCCGGCGCUUCUUCCGCCACCGCCAUUGUUGGCUCAUCCUCAGCCUAUUCCUCUACCGGCGCCACAGCAUCCUCCUCUUCCGCCAUUGGUGGCUCAACAUCUACAGUAUCCUCCUCCUAACCCAACGCCGAGGAAAAACCCAAGACAGAAAGACGGCGCGACAGAGGCGACUCGGCAAAAUCAAAACCCUAGCGAGCCAGCCGAGUCGACUCAGCAGACACCAACGGCGAGUGCUACUGAAACGGAAGGUAACGUUAGCUUCUGGACUUUAUGCCCUUACUGUUACGUUUAUUAUGAGUAUCCGAAGAGGUACGAAGAGUGUGCCCUGCGGUGCCAGAGUUGUCGGAGGGCGUUUCAUGCAGUGGUGGUACGUUCACCGCCGUUGAACGAGAUAGAUUCUUCGUUUUGUACUUGGGGAUUUUUCCCGUUAGGGUUUUCAGGCGAUUCGAAAGAUGUGAACGGGACUUCUUCAAAUUGGAACCCGAUAUGCCCUCUAUUUCCAUGCGCUUCGAAAUCCAAUAAGAAAAAGAGUUGGGUUUACUAUGAUGAAGAGGCUGCUGCGGCGUUUAUCGAUAUCUCUGAUCCCAGUGAUGAUGAUUCCGAUGAUUCUGAUUGGAGGGGUGAUAGUGGUGUGAUGAGAGGGGUGAAGAGGUCAAGGGCUAAUGGUAGAAGGGUAGGUGGAGAGAGACCUAGGAGAAGUGCUACUGCUGCGGCAGGGAAUGGUAAUGGGAAUGGGAAUGGGAAUGGGAAUGGGAAUGAGAAUGAGAACAAUGUUGGGGCUGUUGAUGCUGCUGGUGGUGUAGAGCCCGAUUCUACUAAGAAACUUGUGCCCGUUAAUUCGAGGAGGAAGGGUGAUGGGAACUUGGGGAAGUUGGAUUUGAAUGUGGAGUUCAGUAAUGAGGCGGAGGAGCCUUUCCGGGGAGUGCGUGACCAUGAAGGGAAUGUGACCGGCAAUGCUGAGGAUAAUAUUGAAGGGAUUGGGUUUUUUGAGGGUCUUGAUGAGUUCCUCAGUAGCUUACCCAUUCUCAAUGUGGUAGGAGAUGAUAAGGUUAAAAGUCAUGAUUACAUGAACAUGAUGAGCCUUGAAGCUCGCCAUCUUUUGCAAACAACAACACAACCAAAUUUGCCUAACAUUCCCACUUUGCCAAAUCCCACAACAACAUUGCCACCUUUGCCUUCAAUUCCAACAUUGCCUCAAGCAAAUCUUCCUCCAUUGCCUACCAUUCCAUCUCUGCCUAAAGUCACUUUGCCGCCACUUCCAAGCUUUCCUACCAAUAUUCCAACACUUCCAUCUCUCAACAUUCCACCAUUUAAAAUUCCACCACUAUCAAGAGUCCUUUAUCGUCCAUUCAUCAGCACUGAAAUAACAACCACCACCACCAUUACUAUGGAAGGUGGGAAUAGAGCCGAAGCUGAGCGGUGGCUUUACACCGCCAACAAGCUUCUAAGCGCACGUGACCUGCACGGUGCUCGCUCCUUCGCAAUCCGUGCCCGCGAAUCUGACCCUACUUUCGACGCCUCCGAGCUUCUCCUUGCUGUCAUCGACACUCUCCUUGCCGGUGAAUCGCGGAUCAACGACCACCACCGCGAUUGGUACGGAAUCCUCCAAAUCCUCCGUUACACCACCAACAUCGAUCACAUCGCUAAUCAAUACCGUCGUCUCGCACUCCUUCUUGACCCUAACCGGAACCCCUUCGCCUUCUCCGGCCAUGCCUUUUCUCUUGUCCAUGAUGCUUGGUCUGUUCUCUCCAACACUGCCAAGAAGGCUUUGUACGAUAGCGACUUACGAUUGCUCACUUCCCCGCCGGCUCCUCCGCAGCAUCAGCCUCCGCCACAACCUGUGCCUCAGCAUCAGCAGUAUCCGCCUCCUAACCUGACGCCGAAGAAAAACCCGAGAUCUAAAGACGCCGCGACAGAGCCGACUAGGCAGAAUCGAAACCCUAACGAAUCCACUGAGUCGACUCGGCAGACUCGGACAGCGAGUGCUGCUGAAACGGAAGGUAGCAUUAGCUUCUGGACCUUGUGUCCUUACUGUUACGUUUAUUAUGAGUAUCCGAAGGGUUACGAAGAGUGUGCCCUGCGGUGCCAGAGUUGUCGGAGGGGGUUUCAUGCGGUGGUGAUACGUUCACCACCUUUGAACGAGAUUGAUUCUUCGUUUUGUACAUGGGGUUUUUUCCCUUUAGGGUUUUCAGGGGAUUUGAAAGAUGUUAAUGGGGCUUCUUCUAAUUGGAACCCGUUAUGCCCUCUAUUUCCAUUCCCUUCGAAAUCGUCCAAUAAGAAAAAGAGUUGGGUUUACUACGAUGAAGAGGCUGCUGCGGCGUUUAUCGAUAUUUCUGAUCCUAGUGAUGAUGAUUCUGAUGAUGGGGAUUGGAGGCAUGGUAGUGGUAGUGGUAAGAAUAAAGGGGUCAAGAGGUCAAGAGUUAGUGGUAAAAAGUAUAGGAAAGAUUCUGCUAAUGCUAGUGGUAGUGCUAGGAGGGAAGCUGGGGAGAGACCUAGGAGGAAUGCUACUGGUGCUGCAGGGAAUGGGAAUGGGAAUGAGAAUGAGAACAGUGUUGGGGCUGUUGAUGCUGCUGCUAGUGGUGUAAAGCUAGAUUCUAGUAAGAAAGCUGUACCGGGUAGUUCAAGAAGGAGGGGUGCUGGAAACUUGGGGAAGUUGGAUUUGAAUGUGGAGUUCAGUAAUGAGGUGGAGGAGCCUUCCCGUGGAGUGCGUGCCCGUGAAGGGAAUGCAACUGGCAAUGCUGAGGAUAAUAUUGAAGGGAUUGGGUUUUUUGAGGGUCUUGAUGAGUUCCUCAGUAGCUUACCCAUUCUCAAUGUUGUGGGAGAUGAUAAGGUUAAAGGUCAAUAGUCAUUUUGCAUUCUAGAUUCCUUUUUUCUAAUUUUUGUAGACUAUAGAUGUCAUUACUUGUAUGUUUGCAAUUGUUGCAUAAAAUGGUGCUGAGUUGUUGUGAAAUUCUUGUUGUUGUUAGAUUUUAUAAUAAGUUGUGGCAGCAUCUCAAUACAUUAUAGUUUUUGAAGUAUUUGAAGAGGACGACUUCAUAUCAUGUAGAUUAUUGUUGUACCAUUGAGGAAGGAUA
This is a messenger RNA of Cicer arietinum (chickpea), 3722 nucleotides long. RefSeq lists its product as uncharacterized. The record is from RefSeq and is a predicted model, not a curated record. NCBI's taxonomy places the organism in Eukaryota, Viridiplantae, Streptophyta, Magnoliopsida, Fabales, Fabaceae.